This is a messenger RNA of Nilaparvata lugens (brown planthopper), 1472 nucleotides long. RefSeq names its product protein FAM92A. The coding region runs from base 181 to 1245 and encodes 354 amino acids. The transcript has 8 exons. Gene Ontology annotation, cellular component: ciliary transition zone; ciliary basal body. Gene Ontology annotation, biological process: cilium assembly. The record is from RefSeq and is a predicted model, not a curated record. Lineage: Eukaryota; Metazoa; Arthropoda; Insecta; Hemiptera; Delphacidae.
GUCUAUUAGCACUGGUGUUGGUUGGUGUUGUCAUGGCAACCAUGAAACUAGUGUUUAUGUUUAUGUUUUUGUAUGGUUGAAUUCAAAAGUAAUAUUAUUUUGGGUUUUACAGGGUACAACUUUAAUAUUUAAAAAUAUUAUUGAUGAGAACGAUAGACUCUUCAAUCGUAAUUAGAAAUCAUGAAUAUCGUAAAAAUUACUCGUCAUGAAAAUGCAGCUUGUGAGCAGCAAGCAAAAUUUGCCAACGACAGGAUAGCAUCUGUUGAAAAAACCUUUUCUGAGCUUUGUUCUGUUAUGGCUGGCUAUACAAGGAAAGUAGCAAGGGUCAGAGAUAUGAACGACAAUCUGGCGAAAAAUCUACAUAGCUAUUCGGAAAGUGAGAAAAUCAAUAGAAGUUUGAAGCAGGGCCUCGGUGAUUUUUCAAAUACUUUGGUUGAGAUUGGUGACUAUCGACCUUCAAAUAUUGGUUUUUCUUUUCAGAAUAUUGAAACGCAAAGACUGGACAAGAGAGUGGUGCAAGAGCUAGUGCAGUACGAGUCAGUUUGCCGAAAUGCCAAAGACGAGGUGAAAAAUAUAUUCUCAGCAAGAGAUCGAGAACUUGCUUGGAAGAAGCAGCUUGAAAGAGUGAAAGAGAGGAAUCCCUACAACAGACAACAAAUCACGACCGCGGAAUCAGAAUUGGUGAAAGCUUCAGUGGAGGUGUCUCGGACUCAAAAAGCCUUGGAAGAGCAGAUGGAUUUGUUUGAAAAGAAGAAGCUUCAUGAUUUGAAGGCCAUACUGAUGGACUUCAUUGCCAUUGAAAUAGAAAGUCAUGCGAGAGUUAUCGAACUGUUCACAAGAGGCUAUCAAGAGCUGAUGCAAAUUAAUGAGGAUUAUGAUUUGGAGGACUUUCAGAGAGAACGUGGAAUCACAGAGACGAGCUUUCAAGAUUCACUGAAAAUGUCAGAGACUGCAUCAAGAAUUGAGACAGUGAGGAAAACAUCAAUGAGGAAUACAUCUUUAUUGUCAACGCUACUGGCUAAACAAAAGAAAGUUCCGAAAAAGUCUUCCAGUGGCAACUCAUCGUCUCUAACCACCACCACUACUAGUAAUAGUGCUGACUUGGUGGAGGAUUUGAAGCAGGAUGAUUAUGAAAUGGAUGAGGAUGACGAAGAUCAGAUCAGUGUAUCGGAUGGGGAAUCAUCAUCACUGUUAUCAUACGACAAUGUAGCAAAUGAAGUUGAUCGAUCAAAAAACCAGAAAUGAAUGUAUUGGAGAAAAAACUAUGCACAUAGAUUUAUUAGAGACAUAUAGACUAUUAUUAAUUGAUAAAUAUUGGUUUCAUUGGAUUUUGAAAAUCCCUUCAAUAUAUCAGAGAAAAAUAUAUAGGUAAUAAUAAUUGAUUAAUGAUUGUUUCAUUAGACUUCGACGAUCCCCUACAGUUAAGAAAAAUAUAAUAUAAUGAUAUAAAUAUAAUUAUUAUUGAUAAAUAA